AUGAAGUUCCUAUUUCCUCUAAUGGUAGCAACUGCAAACAUUAUAUUACCCACUGUCUAUGGAUCAAGUGAAACGAAAAGUGUGCCAGUGAAUAAUUAUGAUGAGAUUAUUAGCAAUCUUAUCGACGAAGUUAGUAAAAAGAACAGCUCAUGUGAGAAACAGCAGAUCAAACAGCUUGAAGGCAUAAUAAAUCCCUCUUCUGAUGCUGUCAUGAGCCUUUUCCAGGAGAACACAGAAGAAUGUUUCUUGUUCACGUCAAACCAUUUGGACAUUGAAAAAGAUGAUGCCCUGCCACUUUCUAUCAUCCUGAACAAAAACAGUUUGUCCAACACCAUGUGUGAAUCUGGCUCUUCUUCUGCACAAUCAAUGUUCACGCAGUCCUUCGAGGAUGACUCCAUCAUUGCAUACUUUUCAAAGACCAGGCUUGCCAUAAUAAACUAUCUGCACUCAGAUAUAGCCUCGUUCAGCGCAUAUGCAGAUAAGCUGAGGUUCUCUUUUGACGUUUUCGAAAGACUAUCAGCAGACGAGAGAAUAAAAACACUUGAGAAGCUGAGAAAGCUGGCUAGCCUUCUUGACAGUUUAAAGACAGAAAAUGCUCCAUUUAGAGACAUUAACGCUGAAAUAAAAACAUAUCUGUGUCACUUGAAAGAGCUAAAUCCUAUACCCAUCAGCCUGCAGAAGAUGGUAGACCAGCUCAACUUGAAGGAAGAUGGAUUGGCCAGUAUACCUGAGAGUGAAGUAGAUAAAAUUACAUACCUAGUCAAUAAUUUGAUAAAAAUAGGGAGCAACGAGACAGAAGAACUGAUGAAAUGGAACAAUCCCAUUAUUGUCCAAAAUGACAGUGAAACAAAAAAAAGAAAGAGUGUGCUGGUCAGCUUCAUAAUAACUAAAUUUAACUACGUUUUCAGAAAAGAGUACCUGUUAGACAAUCCCCUGGUUAAACAGCUUAUAUCAGCCAUGUGUGAUAGAAAUACUGCAAAUUCUAGAGAUGAAGAAUAA
Molecule: messenger RNA, 999 nt
Organism: Nematocida minor
Lineage: Eukaryota; Fungi; Microsporidia
Exons: 1
Coding region: 1-999 (332 amino acids)
Source: RefSeq, a predicted model, not a curated record